Coregonus clupeaformis (lake whitefish) is the source of this 687-nucleotide messenger RNA. It is a transcript of the gene lmbrd1, whose product is annotated as LMBR1 domain containing 1. Gene Ontology annotation, cellular component: vacuolar membrane. Gene Ontology annotation, biological process: protein localization to vacuole. The transcript is spliced from 6 exons. NCBI's taxonomy places the organism in Eukaryota, Metazoa, Chordata, Actinopteri, Salmoniformes, Salmonidae. The coding region runs from base 49 to 687 and encodes 212 amino acids. The record is from RefSeq and is a predicted model, not a curated record.
GUCAAUAGAAGCACAUGGUCCGUGUUCGUUGCAGGAAGUGAAGUGAAGAUGGCGGGCCAGUCGUUGCUAUCUGAGUCUGCUCUCGGGUGGUCUAUUUUCGCCCUUGUAUUUUUGGUGAUCCUGUCCUUCUGUUGGGUCUACAUCAGGAAGUACCAGAGCCGCCAGGAGAGUGAGGUCAUCUCAACCAUCACAGCAAUAUGUUCAUUGGCCAUUGCACUGAUAACCUCAGCACUUCUUCCUCUGGAUAUAUUCUUAGUGUCUUACAUGAAGCACCCCAACGGUACUUACAAGGAGUGGGCAGAAAACAAUGAGACACGAGGCCAAAUCGAAGACACUGUGCUGUAUGCAUAUUACUCACUGUACUCCAUCCUCCUGUUCUGUGUCUUCCUGUGGAUCCCCUUUGUCUAUUUCUAUUAUGAGGAGAAGGAUGAUGACAACAUCAACAAGUGUUCACAAGUGAAAAAUGCUCUGAAGUACACAGUUGGAUUCAUCAUCGUCUGUGCAGCACUGCUAUUAAUUGGCCCCACCCCAGCUCCCAUACCCAACUCCCAGCCUCAGCUCCCAUCCCCCAGUUCCCAUCCCCCAGCUCCCACCCCCCAGCUCCCAGCUCCCAUCCCCAGCUCCCAUCCCCCAGCUCCCAUCCCCCAGCUCCCAUCCGCCAGCUUCCAUCCCCAGCCCCAUCUCUAG